Messenger RNA from Erpetoichthys calabaricus (reedfish), 2556 nucleotides. RefSeq names its product neuromedin U receptor 1a (gene nmur1a). Bases 84 to 1346 code for a protein of 420 amino acids. Gene Ontology annotation, biological process: G protein-coupled receptor signaling pathway. The record is from RefSeq and is a predicted model, not a curated record. Gene Ontology annotation, cellular component: plasma membrane. Lineage: Eukaryota; Metazoa; Chordata; Cladistia; Polypteriformes; Polypteridae. Gene Ontology annotation, molecular function: neuromedin U receptor activity. The transcript has 3 exons.
CCAGACCCGUAGCAUCACACCACCCGCUGGACUCACUCAAAGCUGCUCAAAGAAGAAGAAGAAGAAGAAUUGCUCAGUGUUCCAUGGCAUCUUUCGGGAUCAUGGCCAAUCUGCAAGUCAACUGCUCAAUGCAGCAGCCUGCGUGUGAAGGAGAUCUGCAGAACCAGAGUGGACACCAGCUAGAGGACCCGGACUUGAGCCUGGAGGAGCUGCUCUUCAAAUACCUUGGGCCAAGGCGCUCAACUGCCUUCUUGCCUGUCUGUAUCACCUACUUGUUAAUCUUCUUAGUGGGAACUCUUGGGAACAGUCUCACCUGUGUGGUCAUCAUCCGGCACCAUGUCAUGCAGACACCAACCAACUUCUACCUGUUCAGUUUAGCUGUGUCUGACCUUCUGGUACUGCUGUUGGGAAUGCCCCUAGAACUUUAUGAGAUGUGGCACAACUACCCCUUCCUUUUUGGCACUGGGGGCUGCUAUUUCAAGACAUUCCUGUUUGAAACUGUCUGUUUCGCCUCAAUUCUCAAUGUUACUGCUCUCAGUGUGGAGCGCUACAUUGCCGUUGUUCACCCCAUUAAGGCCAAGUUUGUGGUGACCAGGACUCAUGCCAAGAGGGUGAUCAUAAUUCUGUGGACACUGUCAGUAGUGUGUGCAAUACCAAAUACAAGCUUACAUGGAAUAUUCUAUCUAGUGACUGGCUCUGGAGAUACCAUUCAGGAGUCUGCCAUGUGUACACUGGUCAAGCCUCGCUGGCUCUACAACCUGACCAUCCAGUUAACCACCUUGCUCUUUUUCUUCCUGCCAAUGGUGACCAUCAGCAUCCUCUACCUGCUCAUCGGUCUACAGCUCAAGAGAGAAAGGGUCCUAGAAGGGCUGGAGGCCAAGGCUGGGACUGGAAGAUAUAACAAUCAAAGUGGACGCAUCAAGCAACAUAACAACCGGAGGCGGCAAGUCACCAAAAUGCUGUUUGUGCUGGUGGUUGUCUUUGGGGUAUGCUGGGCCCCCUUUCACACUGACAGGCUGAUGUGGAGUUUCAUUGACCAAUGGACAGGAGAGUGGCACCUCAUCUUUCAGUAUGUGCACAUCAUCUCUGGAGUCUUCUUCUACCUCAGUUCUGUUGUCAAUCCUAUCCUUUACAACCUCAUGUCCAGUCGAUUCAGAGAAAUGUUCAAAGAAGUCAUGUGCCACCGGUGGCGGCCACGCAGCACCAGAACAUUCUCACUCAGCAUCACCCGGGUCACCGUGCGCAGCACCACAGGUGACACCUUGCCGAACCUGAGCACAGGCCCAUUUGAAGCUGGAGAUUCAGAGUUCUGCAUAGAAGGUCACAACCAAACUUCAUGCACCUAGCAGAAGCCAUGUGGGAAAGUCCCUUUCCUCAGACAGCAGCAUUGCCGCCAUGACUGAUCAAUUAAAGAGGCGUGACUGGUGGAUGGAAAGACAUUAGAGGAUUCUAAAGUGUCCUGUCAUGCAUCGGCCAACUAGGGUCCUUAAUAAUCUGGUAAUGACCACACGUGUGACCUCAGCAUCAGAAGCUGGCUACUAUGCAAGUGGACAGGAGGAGAUGUAGAAGGGACAAACUAGCAGGAUGUCAAACAUUAUUCUAUAACCCAAAAAAAGCUUAUUAUACAUAUCCACAUAUCUUCAAGAGAUGCAGUCUGUUUUUUUUCUUCCAUUUGUCUUAAUCAAUCCUAUAUUAUUUUCUUUUUUUAAUUCUUGUUCCCCAGUCUUUUAUAUAUACUUUGCAGUAGAGGCCUAGCUAGAAGUGGAUCUCAGGAGGACACCCAUCCCCCCCCAUGGGAAUUGUGGUACACAUCCUCCUGUAAUCUAUCUACCCCAGUGCCCCACUCCUGACCUCCUCAGGCUGCUACAGUGCACAAGUGAGGUCACUGGCCAAUAGUUGGCAUGGUAACUUGCCGCUGGCUGAUUAGACAGAUCAUUUCACUGAGUUUUAUUUUAUUGAGAGCCUGAGAAUGAAACAGAAGUGGUCAACACUCAAAAGAAAAUUAUAACAUCAACUUAUCUGAUCUUUUCAGACAUCAAUUUUAAGCACCGACUAAAUGUGUAUCUUGCUCAAAGGUGCACCCCACUAACUGCCUAACAGGUGGACAGGUGCUGUUAAUCCUUAAAGGACCCACCUUUAUUCUUCAAUUAACUUGAAGGACACAAACAGACAAGGUGUCCAUACUUCCCCCAAACCCCCCCACCCCACCCCUUGAAAUGCCAAAUAGAAACAGUGACCCCUUCUGCCCUCAGACCCACUCAUCUAAGACAGUAACCUUCUUGAAGGUCAGCCAUUCAGCCAGCUGUCUCCUUCUAUCAGCACCCGGCUCCUAUACAAAUGUCGCCUUGCAUUAGGCUGUAAGGAGGCUCACAUAGCCACCUCUUAACAAGCGGAUGACCCUCCUCCACACCACCUGGGGCAAGAGUGACCUGUGCUUUGUAGAACCUGAGCUACACUCGACCCCAGAACCACAUCACCAAUGACAGACAUCUUCUUGCAAAAAAAGCCCCUAGGCUGGUCAUUUUUGGUUACAUGAAGGGGUCCACUUGUUAUAGU